This is a messenger RNA of Cottoperca gobio, 2675 nucleotides long. RefSeq names its product magnesium transporter MRS2 (gene mrs2). The record is from RefSeq and is a predicted model, not a curated record. The transcript is spliced from 12 exons. Gene Ontology annotation, biological process: mitochondrial magnesium ion transmembrane transport. Gene Ontology annotation, cellular component: mitochondrial inner membrane. The coding region runs from base 591 to 2042 and encodes 483 amino acids. Lineage: Eukaryota; Metazoa; Chordata; Actinopteri; Perciformes; Bovichtidae. Gene Ontology annotation, molecular function: magnesium ion transmembrane transporter activity.
GUCCUUGCCACCGCGGUGCAUCAUGGUCCCGUACAGUGCUCUUGCAUGUCCCCUUGAGUGCUAGUUUCUUCCAUCACGCUAACUUGUUUUCGGACUAUAAACCUAAUAUGUUGGUUGAAGAAAGUCUAUGGUUAGUUAGCGGCAGGUAACUGACUUGUGUCACUUCUGUCUUCGUCUACUGUCACUCAUUUAAAUGGGUAAAUAACUGAGAACACAUUAAGCUGUUACUGAUACGAGUAACGUUAGCUGAGAUAACUAGCAGAACUGACAUGUAGAGUUGCUGCACACAGAAGAAAGUUACAGUAUCACUAAUAUUACAGGAGUCUACGUCAACCAAUAUUUGCUCAUCCUUGAACUAUUAUGUACUUAGUGUCCUUGUUCUACCUGCGGAUAUGGGCUGUCUCGUCUAAAAGACAAACUGUUGAAUAACUCGAGUAACCAAUAAUAAUAUACACUUUCAGCUUUUUACGCCACACCUGUAUUCCCUUCUUUAUUUGCUUAUGUAGGUUGACGCUUGUCUUCCAUUUCUCCACCACCAUUCCCUGUUGUAUAUUUUAUGAUCUCCUUGCUGCAGUAGUGGUUGUGUGGAGAUGCAACUACACAGGGUACUGCUGGCUGGCUGUUUGAACUGCACGAGGAUGUAUCUGCCAUUUAGUAGGAACUUUUAUCCAAAGCGCCUUUUCAUCUCUGUUAGUUUUUUGUCCUCAAAAAUGGGUGGGACUCGAACCCUUGUCCUUUGUACUGCUCGUACAGUACUCUACCCACUGAAGUACACUGUGCCACUUGAAAGUAGAACACUGGGAUUGUUCAGCAGGAGUUACAUUGGUGUUGGUUCAAAUGGACUCUGCAGUCAAACACAGUCUGUGUCAAGAUAUCAACCCAGGAGAUCUCAGUCUGCUGUGGGCAGAAAGGAGAACCUGCUACAAGAAGGAGGUGCAGCCUGGCCUGUGUCCCCAAUCCGCCAUAGAGUGACAGACGUUUCCAGUGCGCCUCCAGCUUUUGUAGUGAUGAAUUUUGACCAAGAGGGAAAUGUGACAUCAUUUGAUAAGAAGAAAGCGGAGCUUUGCCAGGAGCUCAGUCUGCAGGCCAGAGAUCUUCGCUUUCAGCACAGUACCAGCCUCAUACCUAGAAACAACUGCAUCAUCAUACGGAUGGGGUCUUUUAAAGCCAUUGUGACUCCACAGUCCCUUUUGGUGUUGGACUUCCGUGGUUAUGGAUUGGAACGUUGGUUGGUACUGGAGCUGGCCCCUCAGCUAGCAUCACAGUCGCACUCUCUGCCCUUCGAGUUCAGAGCACUAGAGGCCAUCCUGCAGCACAAGGUCAACACUCUACAAACUCGGCUGAAUGUGGUUGAACCAAUAAUGUUGGACACAUUGGAGUCCCUGGUGGAUCCUAAAAUCCUUUCCAUUGAUAGAAGUAAACUACAUAUACUGCUGCAGAACAGCAAGAGUUUACUUCCAGACUCUUGUACUUCUGACAGCUUAUCUGAGUUGGAGACGGACAUUAAAGUCUUUAAGGAUACCUUGCUGAAGAUUUUGGAUGAGGAUGAGAUCAUUGAAGAACUCUGUUUGACCAAGUGGACAGACCCGAGAGUUUUUGAGGAGAGCAGUUUGGGUAUUGACCACGCUGAGGAGAUGGAACUAUUAUUGGAGAAUUACUUUAUGCAGGCUGAAGAGCUGGGGAACAAGACCAGAGAGCUGAAAGGGCUGAUGGACGACUCCGAGAGUGUCGUCUUUAUCAAUCUGGACAGCCAUCGUAACGUGAUGAUGCGCCUGAAUCUGCAAUUGGCGAUGGGUUCCUUCUCUCUUUCCUUAUUCGGCCUGAUAGGGGUGGCCUUUGGAAUGAAUUUGGCGUCUUCCUUUGAAGAGGACCCUCGUGUUUUCUGGCUGGUAACCGGCUUCAUGUUCUUGGGCAGCGGGCUGAUAUGGAGACGACUGCUGUCAUUUCUGGGACGACAUCUGGAGCCUUCAGUGCCCCCUUUAAUCCCUCAGGUUUGGAAGAGAAAUAUGAAAGCAUCAGACAUCAAGACAGGAGUCAGAUGAUUUUCUUCCUCUGCUUUGUAAAAUGCCACCAACCUCCUACAGACUCUGCAGCUUUAGAGACGAUUGUUUUACCACCCCAGACCUCCUGAGAUCUCUACAGAAGUUGGACUUUUAUUUAGUAUGCAUUUACUCUGCCAUGCCUACAGCAGAGUUUGAGACUGCAUCCAAAUGUCCUGCUUCUGACACAGAAGCACACAUAACACAUUUCUUGUACUAUGUUGCGGUUAUUUCAGAUACUUGAUUUUGAUGUCUUCAUAUUUUAAUCAUAUCAUGUGUAAUGGAUAAAACACAUGGGCACUCUGUCAUCAGUGGCUUUAUAGCAGUGCCCUGUGUGAACUUGACACCAACUGGGUCGAGUGGCAGCAUUAAAAGUAAAACGGAUAACAUCCCAACUAACAUGAUAACCACGUUACAUACACUUGUAUGUUCCCUCAUUUCUUAGGUGAAAGAAUUGUGUAAAAAGGAUUUAAAUUAAUGUGAACCAAAUUUAAGAUUUAAAGUCUAUUGUCAAGGUUUAUAUAGUUUUAUUACCUCUACGCUCAGUAUGUAAGUAAAAAUUUCUCUUUGUCAAGCUGAGUGGUUAUAGUGUGCAACAGUGUAACAUCAGUUAGACAAUAAAGACUUACAGAAACA